UUAUAGAAUGCUCUCGUGCGCUUCAAACACACAUACUGUAAGCUCCAUGCUUGCCGAAAGCCCGCUUUGUGGUUCGUUCUCGUUAAACGUACUGCCCACCAAACACAGUAAGCCGUCCAAGGACUCCAAAGUAGUUUAUCUCCUCGAGGAGCUCUUCGCUUUGCGAACUCCGCACGGCAUCGAAAUGCCCGUCGACCAGCUUUUUUGGCGUUUCACUCGCAAGUAUGCGAUACACAAGUUUCACCGCAAGAGUACAUACUGACAAGCAAGGACAUAUAGUGGACACCACUCCCGGUUCGACCCUGCAGAUAGAAGAGUCGCCAGCGUCCACUCAAUGAACCGAGUUGAUACUGGGUACUUGUGCCACAGAGAAUCAUCGGAGGGGGAUUUUUGUUCCAAAUGGAACCGGCAAGAAGACGGGGAAUCAUCUCCUUUUUUGGUAGCAAGACCGGGAAAGCCGUCAACCGUCAAACCUCCGUUUUCUGACUUGCCUUCUCUCCCUACACGCCCCGGAACACUCUCCCUUAUCCCUCCGCCCCCAGAAGGAUACAUCUUGGUGAGGAUUGAUCCGGGAGUGCCAAUUCCUUACGGUGCGAUUCCAGUUCCCCACCAAGCAAUAUUUGACCCACGCAACUUCCAUCCUUUACAGUCCAGGCCCUCAAAGCCCCAAGGACAAAGAGGCUCUCAAACCCCCGAAACAAAGAAUCGAUUCCAUGGAAUUUUGAGAUCGGGAAGUGUCAAAGCGUUUAUUCCCACACAAGAGCCACAAGUUACAAACAGAGAGGAGAAGGGCACUCAUCGGAAUAUUGGGGAAGAGGGGUUCUAUACAAGCGGCGCAGACGACGAGUACACCCCACCACAGUCCUCCCAGGAUAGCAGUGUUAUUAUCAACACCAUCGUGGGGAACUAGAAGGGUAUAAACAGCGAGUUGGAUAGCUACCAAUCGGCUAUGUGCAUAACCUUGAACUAUCUGAAUCUAGAUCUAUCUGCUUCAUCUUUUAGGCUUUCAGUCCUAAACUAAAACCUAACCCACCCAUAGUAUAACUAAUUUAUUCAAUAAACACGCUUCUUCUUUAAACUCUGGUAACAACUCCUAAAUGGCAGGAGCUUGUCUCUAUAACA
Babjeviella inositovora NRRL Y-12698 is the source of this 1122-nucleotide messenger RNA. RefSeq lists its product as uncharacterized. Lineage: Eukaryota; Fungi; Ascomycota; Pichiomycetes; Serinales. The record is from RefSeq and is a predicted model, not a curated record. Bases 335 to 910 code for a protein of 191 amino acids. The transcript has a single exon.